AUGUCCGACGCGCUCCUCGCGAACGGCGUGAACAACAUCAACGGCAUCUCAUCCCCUGAAUCGGUCGCCGUCGACUCGCCGGCUACGCCCAUUGACAAUUCCACCACCACUGACAUCAAAAUCGAUGUUGAAUACACUGAACGUGAAUCUGACGUGCGACAUGAGCCAGUGGCCAUGAAGUUAGACGUGAAGUCAGACACACCGGUCGAGGACGCGUCUGUACUUCCCCAGGUUGGCACACCUGUGGAUCCAGGUGAGCUCUUGUGCGAGAUAUCUCAUCGUUCAUCAGACACCAUUCCUAUCGAGCCCCCGAAGGGUACACCACCUCCCCCAAAUGGUCAGCUCCUAGAGGACGUCCGGAUGGCCGAGGAAGCAUCGUCGAACACGGAAGGCGACGUGCAGAUGGCGGACGGCGAGGCGCAGUCUCCGCUGCCCAACGGACUUUCUAACGGACACACAGCCGAGUCUCCUGCCCGGCCGCCCCUUCCUACUUCUGUACCCGCUGUAUCGUCGGCCGAGACCGCUGUCGACUCGCUUGCUCCUGCUCCCUCUCCGUACCCUAAUAAUACAACUAGUGAACACGAUGAUCAUGAUAAGCCUCCUCCCGCUAAGCGAGCUAGGAAGUUGUCGGACGCUGAGAAAGCAUCGGUCGCCAACACUGGUACUCCACCUCCAGCAUCAGUCUCCCCCGAGCCGCAACCUGUUGCUGAAUCUCAGGUUGCCCAGCAGAUGCUCAGCGUUCCACAAUGGCGCUUUGGCACGUCCACUAUCCGCACCUUGAAAAAGCUCAAGGAUGCUGGUCCAUUCCUUGCGCCGGUCGAUCCUGUCGCGCUGAACAUUCCUCAUUACCCUUCCAUCGUCAAGCAUCCUAUGGAUUUCUCGACUGUCGAACGCAAGAUGGCGGCGUCGAACCCAUCCAAGCCCGACCCUAACCCCUUGAAUCCGCGCUAUCAUACCGCUAAUGAGUUCAUCACGGAUGUCCGUCUCAUUUUCGGCAACUGCGCGCUGUUCAACGGCCCUGAUCAUCCAAUCACUGCUAUGGGCAAACGCGUAGAGGCGGUGUUCGAUAAGCAGAUCAAACAGAUGCCACCCCCUGAGGAGCCGAAACCGGUUGUGAAGAAGGCCGCAACGCCGCCUCCACCGCCACCGCCACCGAAGAAGACUCCUGUUAGACGACCGUCAACGUCUGUCCCGGUGAUACGGCGCACAGAGGAUAGCACUGCUGGUGGGCGGCCAAAGCGGGAAAUCCAUCCUCCCCCGCCCAAGGACCUUCCCUACACUGACAUCCCAAAGAAGACGAGGAGGGCGAAGGGACCGAAGAAUGACAUCUUUGCGGAGCAGUUCAAGUUCUGCGACAAGAUCGUCAAGGAACUACAUAAGAAGAGUUAUUACACCAUCGCCAGCCCUUUUUACGAGCCAGUCGACUGGCUCAAGCUGGACAUUCCCCAGUAUCCGAAGGUCAUAAAGAAGCCAAUGGAUCUGUCGACUAUCAGACGGAAGCUACAGGAAGGCGAAUAUAAUACUCCUGAAAAGUUCCGUGAAGACUUCAAGCUGAUGAUAAGGAACUCGAUGACCUUCAAUCCCCCGAAAAACCCAGUACAUGAGGCAGGCAGAGAGCUCGAUCGUCUCUUUGACGAGAAGUGGAGAGAACUUCCGCCGCUACGGUCGCAUGCCGUUAGUGACGAGGAGGACGAGGAGGAGGAUCUCGACAGUGAGGAUGAGCGUCAACGUAUGAUUGUUAGCAUGGAAAAUCAAAUUCUGAACAUGAAGAGCAAUCUCGACUCGUUGAAGAGGAAAGCCGCGAAGCCGGAGAAGAAGGAGAAGAGGAAAGAAAAGAAGCCAGCUGUGCCCGUGGCGAGUACGUCCAAAUCCACGACAAAGCAGCCCAAGACGGCGGCGAAUGGACGGAAAAAAGCCAAAAAGUCAACAAAUGAUGAUGAUGUGUUGUCCUUUGAUCAGAAGAAGGACUUGAGCGACACUAUCGGAAAGUUGGACGGCGCGAAGCUGGAGAGGGUCAUUCAGAUCAUUCAUGAAGGAGUACCUGAGAUUCGAGAUAGUACGGAGGAGAUUGAGCUGGAGAUCGAUCAGCUUCCUGCGACUGUUCUUCUCAAGCUCUAUAAUUUCGUUAUCCGGCCAUUGCGAACAAGCGCCACAAAGCGUGCCCGUUCUGGUAAGGGGACAGGCACGGGCGGUCUGAAGCGCAAGAGCAUGGACGAAGACGUUGAGGCGGCGAAGAUCCGAGCUCUAGAGGAGCGCAUCAAGCUCUUUGAUCAGAACGAUCACUCCCCAGGCCGAGCGAGCGAUGCAGCACCUGUCGAGUACAGUGAGCAUUCCUCGGCGGAAUCCAGCUCGGAGAGUUCAGCGAGCGACUCGGAGUGA
This is a messenger RNA of Laetiporus sulphureus 93-53, 2379 nucleotides long. RefSeq names its product Bromodomain-containing protein. Gene Ontology annotation, cellular component: plasma membrane; chromatin; nucleus. The transcript has 7 exons. Bases 1 to 2379 code for a protein of 792 amino acids. The record is from RefSeq and is a predicted model, not a curated record. Gene Ontology annotation, biological process: regulation of DNA-templated transcription; cell adhesion; chromatin remodeling. Lineage: Eukaryota; Fungi; Basidiomycota; Agaricomycetes; Polyporales; Laetiporaceae.